Messenger RNA from Sebastes umbrosus (honeycomb rockfish), 1674 nucleotides. It is a transcript of the gene msraa, whose product is annotated as methionine sulfoxide reductase A. Gene Ontology annotation, molecular function: peptide-methionine (S)-S-oxide reductase activity. NCBI's taxonomy places the organism in Eukaryota, Metazoa, Chordata, Actinopteri, Perciformes, Sebastidae. Gene Ontology annotation, biological process: cellular response to oxidative stress. The record is from RefSeq and is a predicted model, not a curated record. Bases 377 to 892 code for a protein of 171 amino acids. Gene Ontology annotation, cellular component: cytoplasm. The transcript is spliced from 6 exons.
GCUUCGGCUCCCGAAAAGACGAGAGAGAAAAAGUACUUUCAAACGACUGAAAACUCAGCUUCUGAAAGGGCUAUGGAAACCAAACAACAAAACAAGCGAUUUCCUCUUUUUGAACGAUAUUGGAGCUAUCGGACCCGACCGGGUUUCGGAGACAAAGUGUAGCGUGACCACAAAAUCCGAUAAGUCGACCCGUAAAUUUUAAUGCCAACAAAGUAUUUUUUUGAAGAACCAAACAACGUCUCUGAACCGGACAAGAAGGGAUGUUUGACCUCAAAGAGUCAACCAGCAGCCAGAGGAAGGCCAACCCAGCCAAGCAAGAGCCAAACACGAUGUGAGCGGCAACAAGACUGUUCCACCUUUUCCAGAGGGGACAGAGAUGGCCGUAUUCGGUAUGGGCUGUUUCUGGGGAGCGGAGAGGAAGUUUUGGAAACAAAAAGGGGUUUAUUCCACCCAAGUGGGCUACGCGGGAGGAUACACACCUAACCCCACCUACAAUGAAGUCUGCACAGCUAGGACAGGUCACGCCGAGGUGGUGAGAGUCGUCUUCCAUCCAGAGAAGAUCAGCUUCGCCAGCCUGCUCAAAGUUUUCUGGGAAAGCCACAACCCGACUCAAGGGAUGCGACAGGGGAAUGAUACUGGGACAGAAUACCGCUCAGCCAUCUACGUCGACACAAAGCAGCAGCUGGAGGAAGCGUUGGCCUCCAAAGAUCAAUACCAGAAGGUACUUACAGAGGAAGGUUUUGGUGCGAUUACAACAGAAAUAGCCGACGCCAAGCCUUUCUACUACGCCGAGGACUACCACCAGCAGUACCUGAAUAAAAACCCUGAUGGGUACUGUGGUCUGGGAGGGACAGGAGUCUCCUGUCCAAUAGGAAUCAAGGCCAAGGUCUAAAUAGCCAAUGACGGCCAAGAACCAUCGACUUCAGUAAGGUUGCAAUGAUGGAGUGAGUUUUAAAAUGCUUCCAGAAUCCAGAAGCUUUGCGUUUUUAUUUAUACAGUCUAAACAUCAAGUUUUUGUAUCUUUUCUGCAUUAAGGAACAUCAGGCUGAAAUCUUACACUUGUCAAAGUCACUAUUUCUCAGAGUUAAGAGACAUUUCUCAUGAGCCCAACAUGCUCCAUCUCGCUGGAAAGAAACUGUGAUUGUCAGAAGCUGUAGCUCAGUUUGUGCUGAAAGAAUAACACUGCAGAUUUCAGCCUGAUGUAAUCCAACGACACGUGACAGAAACUGCAGUGUGGACGCUGAUAAAGGCUGCCAGUCUUCUCAGCUCUUUGCUAUUAGUAAACAUACCAAGGCCUCAAUAUCUAUGCAUAUUACGUGUAUUGUAGCACUUUUCUGAAUGCCUUACACAAAAUAUACUCCUGUAUACAUGCAGUACAAUUUGUUAGAUAUAUGUACGUGUAUAUAAUCUAAUGAAAUCUGGUGAAAAGAGUGGUGAACUCCUACACAAAAUGUGAUCAUGAAGGCAUCUCAUUUAGUGCGUUUGAGUUCACAUUUCACUGUUUUUAAUACAUGACUGUUUUCAAUUAAACUGCAGAUAAAAGUCAUGUUGUUUAUGCUCAGGUUGCUUUAUAUAUGAUUAUUAUUUAAGUUCAACUUUGAAACUACUACAGUUUGCUUUUUUUAGAAGUCUGUAGAGGAAUAAAACAUAUUAUUAAAAGCUUCUGAAACCAGA